AUGGUUAUAAGCUGCAUGGUAAGAUCCGUGAUUCGUCUACAUCAACCGGCCAUUAUAACAACAUUUUGCAGAAGGGCGCAUAAUAUAAAGGGUCGAUUUUACACCAAGAAACAUGAAUGGGUCAGCGUGGACAGCGGCAUUGGUACUAUUGGAAUCUCGAAAUUUGCACAGGAAUCACUUGGCGAAGUGGUGUUUGCUCAGCUGCCAGAUGUUGGAAAAGAAGUGAGGUCGGGCGAAGAGUGCGGUGCCUUGGAGAGUGUCAAAGCAGCGGGCGAGGUUUAUUCACCCGUUUCCGGAACGGUCACAGAAAAGAAUGUGUCUGUCGAGUCGAGUCCAGCGCUGAUCAACAAGUCGUGCUACGAAGACGGUUGGCUGUUCAAGCUAAAACUCAGCAGUCCUAAUGAGCUGGAAGCGCUGAUGGACCAGAGCGCUUAUGAUGCAUACCUACAGGAGAACCACUGA
Molecule: messenger RNA, 462 nt
Organism: Leptosia nina
Lineage: Eukaryota; Metazoa; Arthropoda; Insecta; Lepidoptera; Pieridae
Source: the annotation of a GenBank genome assembly